AGCGGCUCUCCAAUUUUAACGGAUUUUUACAUAUACCCAUUACCCAUUUCUCUGUACAAAAACCAAACCUAUUAUUACACUGUAAACACACGUAUGAUUAUCUAUCACAAAGAAUUAGUUUGUUGAGUUCGUUAUAUCUUCUUCAGGUAAAAGUAAUUUAAAUAAAACCCACCAAGACUCGAUUUUUUCGUUUUUUUUCCCCAGAAAAAGGUGAGGUUUUGGAAGGAAAUAGAAAAAUAAUAAUAAGGACCCAUUAUUGUUAGUCCCCAAAAUAGCCUGCAGCACCAUUAUUUUUGUAUUAUUUCUUCAUUUUUGUUCUUUCUUGUUUACCUAAAAGGGUGGUGUUUGCAGGUGAGAUUUCUUUGUAAAGUUGUGAUCUUUAUUGCGUGUGAUAUUUUGGUUAGAUUCUUUUUAUGUUUAUAUUGGUGGAGAAUCUUGAAUUCGAGUCUUUUUGUGUGUGCGACAAUCCUCUUUAUUGUGCGUAAUAUUUUCGUUAGAAUAUUUAUGUUUAUAUUGGUGGAGAAUCUUGAAUUUGAGGGAAUAUGCAACAUAACAUUUUUACAACAAUGCGUAGUUUGAAGAUGAUGGAAGGGUGUAAGGGAACGCAAGUAUAUGCCCUUAAUCAGUCUAUUGAUGGUGGGGGUGGGGGUGUAGGUGAGAAGUUUUUACAAAACCUGUUGUCAAAAAAUUCUAUUAGGUCUAGAUCCAAUAGUAAUUUUCAAGCUGUUCAAUCAAAAGAUGAGGUUAAUUCGGUUGUUUUAGCUGAAGCUUUUGCCAGUUAUGGCCUACCAAAAACGGAUCAACUUGAGCCCCAGAUUGAGUUUUGUCUCAAACCUAUGAACUUUGUGGAGACAUUAGGUGAUGUGCAUCGUAGGAUGGAGGGUUGUGCUCAGUUUGAUAAGUCAAGGAUGUAUCUUGAGCAAUGUGCCAUAUUUAGGGGCUUACCGGAUCCUAAAUUGUUUAGGAGGUGCCUUAUGUCAGCUAGGCUACACGCCGUUGAUGUGCAUUCCAAGGUUGUUCUUUCUGCCUGGUUGAGGUUUGAACGAAGGGAGGAUGAGUUGAUUGGUGUAUCGGCCAUGGAUUGUUGUGGCCGAAGCAUGGAAUGCCCGGGCAGUGCUUUGGUGGCAGGUUAUAAUCCUGAAUCAGCUACUGAUCCUUGUAUGUGUGACAGGGGUAUGAGAAAAGAUGAGGAUACUGAAAUUUACAUGGAUGAAGAAUGCUCCACUUCAUUGAGUCGUGGCGAUGAGGAGGACGAGGAUUUUGACAUGUCAUUUUGCAUUGGAGAUGAUGAGAUCAGGUGUAGGAGAUUUAACAUAGCAUCACUUUCUAGGCCAUUUGAAGCUAUGCUGUAUGGUAGCUUCAUUGACUCGCGAAGGGAGAAAAUAAAUUUUUCAAAAAAUGAGAUCUCCGCAAAGGGGAUGAAAGCUGCUGAGAUGUUUAGCAGAACAAAAAGCGUGGACUCUUUCGACCCAGACAUUGUCCUAGAGCUCCUGUCGUUAGCCAACAAGUUCUGUUGUGAUGGGAUGAAGUCUGUUUGUGAUGCGUAUUUAGCAUCUUUGGUCUUUGACAUGGAUACUGCUAUGUUGCUUUUUGAAUAUGGGCUGGAGGGGAAUGCAUAUCUUCUAGUGGCAGCAUGUUUACAGGUAUUUUUAAGGGAACUUCCAAAUUCAAUGCACAAUCCAAAUGUGUCAAGGUUCUUCUGCAGUUCAGAAGGUAAAGACAGAUUAGCUUACAUAGGACAUGCUUCCUUUUUGCUGUACUAUUUUCUGAGCCAAUCAGCUAUGGAGGAUGACUUGAAAUCGAAUACAACGGUUAUGCUGUUAGAAAGGAUGGGAGAAUGUGCAAGUGAAGGCUGGCAGAAGCAACUAGCAUUCCACCAAUUAGGUUGUGUGAUGCUUGAAAGAAAAGAGUACAAGGAUGCACAGAAAUGGUUUGAGGCAGCUGUUGAAGCUGGUCAUGUUUAUUCCUUAGUAGGAAUUGCCAGAUCCAAGUACAAGCGCGGGCAUAUGUACAAGGCAUAUAAAUUGAUGAACUCCCUCGUAUCUGAUUAUACACCUUCUGGGUGGAUGUAUCAGGAGCGAUCAAUGUAUUGUCAAGGAAAAGAAAAGACAAUGGAUUUGAGUACAGCUACUGAACUGGAUCCAACUCUUUCCUAUCCAUACAAGUACAGAGCUGUUUCAAUGGCAGAGGAGAAUAGACUUGGUCGAGCUAUUGCUGAGAUUAACAGGAUACUUGGCUUUAAGAUAUCUCCAGACUGCCUAGAGCUUCGUGCUUGGUUUUUAAUUGUGUUGGAGGACUAUGAAGGAGCUUUAAGGGAUGUAAGGGCACUCUUGACUUUAAAUCCCCGUUACAUGAUGUUCCAUGGGAAGUUGCAAGGUGAACACUUGGUAGAGAUUCUAAGUCAUAAUGUUCAGCCGUGCAGUCAGGCUGACUGCUGGAUGCAACUAUAUGACCGAUGGUCUUCUGUAGAUGAUAUUGGCUCCUUAGCUGUUGUCCAUCAUAUGUUAGCCAACGACCCAGGGAAGAGUCUCUUACGCUUUCGGCAAUCUCUCCUGCUACUACGAUUAAACAGCCACAAGGCAGCAAUGCGUAGUUUGAGAGAAGCACGAAACCAAGCAACCUCUGAGCAUGAAAGGCUAGUCUAUGAAGGAUGGAUAUUAUAUGACACAGGUUAUCGUGAAGAAGCAAUUGCUAAAGCUGAAGAAUCAAUCUCAAUCCAGAGAUCAUUUGAAGCCUUUUUCCUUAAAGCAUAUGUGUUAUCAGAAACAAGUCCUGAUUCUGAAUCUUCAUUGUAUGUUAUACAACUGCUUGAGGAAGCUCUUAGGUGCCCCUCAGACGGUCUUCGGAAAGGCCAGGCUCUCAGUAAUCUUGCAAGUGUCUAUGUAGAUGUUGAUAAGCUAGAUAAUGCAAUUGAUUGCUACACAAAUGCCCUGAAUAUUAAGCAUACACGAGCCCAUCAGGGUCUGGCACGUGUUUACCAUCUAAAAGAUCAGAGGAAAUUAGCAUAUGAUGAGAUGACAAAGUUGAUUGAGAAGGCAAAAUAUAAUGCAUCUGCUUAUGAGAAGCGCUCGGAAUACUGUGAUCGUGAAAUGGCUAAAAGUGACCUUGGUAUGGCAACAAAGUUAGAUCCCCUCCGAACAUACCCAUACAGAUACAGAGCAGCUGUUCUGAUGGAUGACCAUAAGGAAACCGAGGCUAUAGCGGAGCUAACAAAGGCAAUUUCUUUCAAGCCAGACUUACAAGUACUCCAUCUUCGAGCAGCAUUUCAUGACUCAAUGGGUGACCUCACAUCUGCUAUUCGAGAUUGUGAGGCAGCUCUGUGUCUCGACUCCAGGCAUGCAGAUACGCUUGAGCUCUAUCAGAAAGUACAGCAACGAGCUAAAGAACAACUACCAACGUGAAGAAGCAAGAAUCCAUAUUGAGCUUCUUCUUCAUGAUUGUUAUUUGGGAAUUGGGAGCCAGUGCCUAAAUUUUUUGUGGUACACACAGGUUCAACGCAUACUAUGUGCUCAGAGUUCUAAAUUUUUUGUCAUAUAGAUAUUCAAACUAGAUUUGCGGUUGCCAUUAUGCAUGCUCAAUUGCAACAAAGAACAAGAAAUUAGAAAUCAAAAUCUCGAAUGGAGAGAGCUACUGAGGAGAAUGAGUGAAUCAACUGUACAUAAAUUUUUUGGUCAACCAUAGCGAAGUAUUUGUGAAUUUGAUAGAGUAGGAUACUUCAGAUACUUUUUAUUGUCUUUGUCCUACCGCAAAGACAGUUCUACAAUGUAUCUUUGAAACUGAAAAGGAAUUUUUACAUCAAAAUUGCAGCUUGCAAUGAAUGUGUAAACUUUGUUGAGACAGUUCUUUGUGUGCUGAGAAACUGUUACUACUCAACGUACUUCAACUUCUGAUUUUA
Nicotiana attenuata is the source of this 3895-nucleotide messenger RNA. Its product is annotated as ethylene-overproduction protein 1. Lineage: Eukaryota; Viridiplantae; Streptophyta; Magnoliopsida; Solanales; Solanaceae. The record is from RefSeq and is a predicted model, not a curated record. Bases 543 to 3401 code for a protein of 952 amino acids. The transcript has 4 exons. Gene Ontology annotation, molecular function: protein binding. Gene Ontology annotation, biological process: negative regulation of ethylene-activated signaling pathway.